AUGGCCUCAAAUUGGAUACACGAGCUUUUGGUGCAUGGCAGCAAUAAGCUUAUACACGAUCGGAAGCCUCCCAUCUCGUCUUCUUCGUUUUACACGCCCGGAGAUCUUAUCACAAACGACAUAGAGUCGUUUAUUUGUGGAAACGGUACCAUUCUCGACAGUUCAAAUUCAUCCAUCUUGUCUACGGUUGCUGGAAAUGUCGAGUACAUCAACAAACUUAUACGAGUUAUCCCUCCAAAGGCAAGAUACCUUGGCGAAAUCGGGGAUGUCAUCGUUGGCCGAGUCAUCAGGGUUUGUCAACGAAAGUGGGCCAUCGAUUUAAAUGGCCAACAACCGGCUACCCUGCAGCUAUCGGCAAUUUAUCUUCCCGGCGGCAUUCAGAGAAGAAAAUUAGAAGAAGACGAGUUGCUGAUUCGUCAGUUCUUCGUCGAGGGCGAUUUGAUUUCCGCCGAAGUGCAGGCUAUUCAUGCGGAUGGCUCGGCCAA
This is a messenger RNA of Mitosporidium daphniae, 485 nucleotides long. RefSeq lists its product as uncharacterized. Gene Ontology annotation, biological process: TRAMP-dependent tRNA surveillance pathway; CUT catabolic process; exonucleolytic trimming to generate mature 3'-end of 5.8S rRNA from tricistronic rRNA transcript (SSU-rRNA, 5.8S rRNA, LSU-rRNA). The record is from RefSeq and is a predicted model, not a curated record. The transcript is spliced from 2 exons. Gene Ontology annotation, cellular component: nuclear exosome (RNase complex); cytoplasmic exosome (RNase complex). NCBI's taxonomy places the organism in Eukaryota, Fungi, Microsporidia. Gene Ontology annotation, molecular function: RNA binding. The annotation marks the transcript as partial.